Messenger RNA from Arctia plantaginis, 672 nucleotides. The record is from the annotation of a GenBank genome assembly. NCBI's taxonomy places the organism in Eukaryota, Metazoa, Arthropoda, Insecta, Lepidoptera, Erebidae.
AUGAUCCUGUUCCUACUUUUGCCUGUGAUGUCGUUGGCAAGUAGAAGCACAGGUGUUUCCACAUUGAUUCCACCCCCUCUCUAUGUCGAAUCUUAUAGAGAAAUUACAAACGCUGAUCAAAUAAUUCAAGACAAUAUCUUGUCAAUGGAUGGGCACAUACCACUCCUUAACGACUCCAGGCGUUCUUAUGCAGAAAUCACCCAUGUUAUUUUCAAUAUUGCUAACAUAAUUGCACACAGUUGCUUUCGCCCAGUCUACGAGAAUAUCUAUCAGGAUAUUAUAAAUUAUACCCUAACUGAGGCUUUAGGGCAGCCACAGGAAGUAGUUGAAACUGCAAAAGAAUUGUUUACUACUUUGGAUGAUAAAACACUAAAAAUUCAAAAGUUGAUAAUUGAAAUUACUAAAGCAGAAAGUAACGAUGUUGUUGCCGAUGCAUUAAUUAACAAAAUCAUAACUAAUGACCCAAAGGAAUAUAAGUUAGAGGCUGAAGUAUUAUUAGCUGCUGGUGCAUCUGCCAAAAAAUUCAAUGAAAUGAAGGACACAUUUCAUGACGUAGCAAAAUCAUCGGAAUCACAUAAAUACAUCAUAAGAGGUACACAGGAGCUGAAAGCACUUAUCUUAUCACUGACUUCUGCUAUUCAUCUGAUAAAAACGGACUCUAUUAAAUGCUAA